This is a messenger RNA of Eriocheir sinensis (Chinese mitten crab), 5019 nucleotides long. Its product is annotated as serine-rich adhesin for platelets-like. Bases 1747 to 4431 code for a protein of 894 amino acids. The transcript is spliced from 3 exons. Lineage: Eukaryota; Metazoa; Arthropoda; Malacostraca; Decapoda; Varunidae. The record is from RefSeq and is a predicted model, not a curated record.
UAUUUUUAAGUCUAAUAUCCUUAACCAUUGUCUGUUCCCUAGCCCAUGGUGCUUGCCUCCAAAUUCUGCAUGUUAUACCAUAGGAAUAUUCGAGAAGAAAAAAAAAGAAAAAGAAAAAACGGGGGAACGUAAAUUGCGAAUUUUAGACUACGUUUUCCUAUUCAUUAAUUUGUCAUAUCGCAUCUUUUGUACUCUUCUUAGGAUCAGUGUCUAUUUAUCAAUCUAUUUACCUUUAUGUAUGCCUGGCAAAGUUACUUUUGUUAGGUCUACGAUACACUUUGUCCCUCGUCAUCUCUCGAACGAAGCAACAGAGGUCCCGCUGGCAGCCUCUCUCCCUCAAGUACAAGCAAACACUUCACUUCCACCUUAUACCGUCAAUUCAGACCCACUACCUUAACCUAGUUAUCAUGAGCCUUCGAAAGUCCAGACACUGCCCUCAGGUAAACUGGAGGCACGCGAGGCGCUGGAUUCUUGCUUGUCUCCUAAAGUCUCCCUGAAGCGGCGGAAAAAAACGACCUGUCAGCCCACGAACCGCCGCUGGUGAUCCGCAAUGCGAGUAAUUGGAGGAAAUGGUUGUGAGGCAGAAGCGUGUGGUUUUAGGGAAAAUUGUGGGUGUUGGGAGGGAGCACAGUGGCUUGCGGCAAGGGAAAAACUUUUUUUUUUUUUGUCACUAUUCUCGUUGCUAGCGCGCCGCCGUGUGCGAAAUAACAUUGCUGGCGCGGACGUCUUUAUUGUGGUGCGCACGUAUAUACGUUUGGGAAAAUCGACCUCCUUCCCCUUUAAUCACUUCCCCACAUCCUCCUUUAACGGGCACGCAUACAUUAGUGCAUUGGGCCACUUUAUCCAGAAUUACUUUAUUGAUUACCGUCAACUUUAUUUUCCAAUCGCAGCAUAGCCAGGCGGUUUUUUUUUUCAGAUUAAUUUUCGGUCCACGUAGUCUAUUUUUUUGUGUGAGCAAAUCGACUUCAUGUAAUAAGCACACCAUGCUUUUAUCACGCAUUCACGACAGAAACAAUAACAACACGUUCACAUACCACAAGGUGCGAGCAACCACCACAAUACACCUGUCGUUUUAUCCUCCCCUCACACAACAGGAACUCAUCACCUGCGGAAAUUCGUGCAGUAGGUCAGGGAAGAACGAACAAGGUGUUAUUACUAAGCCUUUUCUGGGUCACCGGCACACACUGUCGACUGCCACUAUCGACCACACACCGACACAACCACGAUGUAAAGAGGAGUCGCUCUCGUGGUCGACUCAAGAGGUUUAUAUUCCCAGGUGGCAUUGUCUAGCCACGUGUUGAGAGGCUCAGUCGCUCCUUAGCGGUGGAGAAACACGGAGCUAUCGACGGGCUCCUCUCUGGGUGGCGGUAAACUCGAGGAUCUAGACAAGCCUUCAGUCAGCUCACGCAUCGCUGCUGCUGGAAGAGCCGAGUGACUAGUGUCCAGGAGGCAACAGAACUCAGAACACGGCGAGACGACCAAAGUCAACAUAGGUGCGCCAGAUCGCUGGGUGAAAGGGAACGCGUUACUUCCCUGGCUACUGACGACAAGGCUUGUGAACUUCUACUCUGGCCAUCUUUAACUGUUCCGUCAUGGCGUCUCUCGCGUCUUCUUGGCUUCGAAGUGUGAUCAGAUUUCAUUAACCGCUGGUGUUUGGAAUGCGAAGACAAACGGAGUGACCUAUUGACGUGAGGGUAAGAGACUGAGUAAGACUGACUCUACAACCACAUAAAAAACAACUGCAGGAUGAGAGGAGUGACGACGUUGCUUCUACUAUUGGUGGCGGUGGCGGCGAGAGACAUCCACCGCAGUGGUUCCAGGCUCCGGAAUCUUUCUCCACACAGCCACAGAAGGACCUGGUGGGAUGGACAAGAGGAACACAAGCAACACUACCUCGAAGAUGCCCCGCGGUUCUCUAGACCCGGAGGUGUUUAUAGCUUUGGUAAUACUGCUGAAGGAGAUUUUAAUGACCUAAAUGACUGGGGACCACUUCUUACGGCCAUUGUCAGUCCCACGAGGGCCGAGCAAGACGUGAAGUCAAUCUCAGAAUCGAAGAAUAAAUUAUUAAUUCCUGCAGGAACAAAAGCUUUUACAAGACCCGGAAUUAAUGUUGCUGGAGGAGGCGAUAAUCAUGAUGAUGAAUUUAGAACUGGCAGUGACACGGGCCACCUGGUUGAUCUACGAAAUAAGAUACGAGAUGCCAUUGAGAUACAUACGUUAUAUAAGACCAAUAUGAUGUCUCCAAGAAGCCAACAAAAGCACAGCCUUCAUGCCCCCGGCACCAGACACCAGAAUGGUACAGAGGCAGGCAGAAGCCGAAGAAGACGAAACACUGAAGAUUUCGGCGAAGCUAUCUCAGAAGCCGUCAAGAACUUAAUAAACAAGAUUUUUGCACAAACCGGACUCCCUCCUAUUGACAGCCAGACCAACACUGAAGACAGCACCACCAGUAGUGGUGCCGAGACCACUAGUGAUGCCGAGACCACCAGUGAUGCCGAGACCACCAGUGAUGCCGAGACCACUAGUGAUGCCGAGACCACUAGUGAUGCCGAGACGACCAGUGAUGCCGAGACCACCGGUAGUGAUGCCGAGACCACCAGUAGUGGUGCCGAGACCACUAGUGAUGCCGAGACCACCAGUAGUGAUGCCGAGACCACUAGUGAUGCCGAGACCACCAGUAGUGAUGCCGAGACCACUAGUGAUGCCGAGACCACCAGUGAUGCCGAGACCACUAGUGAUGCCGAGACCACUAGUGAUGCCGAGACCACCAGUAAUGAUGCCGAGACCACUAGUGCUGCCGAGACCACCAGUGAUGCCGAAACCACUAGUGAUGCCGAGACCACCAGUAGUGAUGCCGAGACCGCUAGUAAUGCCGAGACCACCAGUGAUGCCGAGACCACCAGUAGUGAUGCCGAGACCACUAGUGAUGCCGAGACCACCAGUAGUGGUGCCGAGACCACUAGUGAUGCCGAGACCACUAGUGAUGCCGAGACCACCAGUGAUGCCGAGACCACUAGUGAUGCUGAGACCACUAGUGAUGCCGAGACCACCAGUGAUGCCGAGACCACUAGUGAUGACGAGACCACUAGUGAUGCCGAGACCACCAGUGAUGCCGAGACCACUAGUGAUGCCGAGACCACCAGUGAUGUCGAGACCACUAGUGAUGUCGAGACCACUAGUGAUGCCGGGACCACUAGUGAUGCCGAGACCACCAGUGAUGCCGAGACCACUAGUGAUGCCGAGACCACUAGUGAUGCCGAGACCACUAGUGAUGCCGAGACCACUAGUGAUGUCGAGACCACUAGUGAUGCCGGGACCACUAGUGAUGCCGAGACCACCAGUGAUGCCGAGACCACCAGUGAUGCCGAGACCACCAGUGAUGCCGACACCACUAGUGAUGCCGAGACCACCAGUGAUGCCGAGGCCACUAGUGAUGCCGAGACCACCAGUGAUGCCGAGACCACUAGUGAUGCCGAGACCACUAGUGAUGCCGAGACCACCAGUGAUGCCGAGACCACCAGUGAUGCCGAGACCACUAGUGAUGCCGAGACCACUAGUGAUGCCGAGACCACCAGUGAUGCCGAGACCACUAGUGAUGUCGAGGCCACUAGUGAUGCCGGGACCACUAGUGAUGCCGAGACCACCAGUGAUGCCGAGACCACUAGUGAUGCCGAGACCACUAGUGAUGCCGAGACCACCAGUGAUGCCGAGACCACUAGUGAUGCCGAGACCACUAGUGAUGCCGAGACCACCAGUGAUGCCGAGACCACUAGUGAUGCCGAAACCACUAGUGAUGCCGAGACCACUAGUAGUGCCGAGACCACUAGUGAUGCCGAGACCACCAGUGAUGUCGAGACCACUGGUAAUGCCGAGACCACUAGUGAUGCCGAGACCAUUAGUAGUGCCGAGACCACUAGUGAUGCCGAGACCACCAGUGAUGCCGAGACCACUAGUGAUGCCGAGACCACUAGUGAUGCCGAGACCACCAGUGAUGCCGAGACCACCAGUGAUGCCGAGACCACUAGUGAUGCCGAGACCACCAGUGAUGCCGAGACCACUAGUAAUCCCGAGACCACUAGUGAUGCCGAGACCACCAGUGAUGCCGAGACCACUAGUGAUGCCGAGACCACUAGUAGUGCCGAGACCACUAGUGAUGCCGAGACCACCAGUGAUGCCGAGACCACUAGUAAUGCCGAGACCAUUAGUGAUGCCGAGACCAUUAGUAGUGCCGAGACCACUAGUGAUGCCGAGACCACUAGUGAUGCCGAGACCACCAGUGAUGCCGAGACCACCAGUGAUGCCGAGACUACUAGUGAUGCCGAGACCAAUAGUAGUGCCGAGACCACUAGUGAUGCCGAGACCACCAGUGAUUUACAUAGAAAAUCAGACCACACAGACCCCAUGGUCCAGACUUGGUGGUCUGUCCUUUAACCUAAGUGAUUUUACAUUAAUCAGAAGACUCCAAAACGUUGCAUUUCUACUCUAGUUGAUAUUAAGUUGAAGGAAGUGACGGUCGAGCUUAUUUUUGAAGGAGUCAAUCGUGUUACACUGGACCACUGACGGUGGAAGCUUAUUCCAUUCUCGCACUACAACGUUGGUGAAGAAAAAUUUGGUGCAGUCUGAAUUUACUUGUCUACAUCUGAGUUUUACGCCAUUGUUCCUCGUGCGCAAAGUGUCAUCGAUCAUAAACAAUGUUGAUCUGUCUACAUUCGUGAAACCAUUAAGUAUUUUAAAACAUUCGAUCAGUUUUCCUCGGAGGCGACGUUUCUCAAGAGAGAACAUGUUAAGGGUAGAAAGCCUUUCUUCGUAGGAUUUGUUGCGCAAGGAAGGGAUCAUUUUCGUUGCCCGACGCUGAACACCUUCUAAUUUAGCAAUUAGAUGCCGAGACCACUAGUAACGCCGAGACCACUAUUGAUGCCGAGACCACCAGUGAUGUCGAGACCACCAGUGAUGUCGAGACCACUAGUGAUGCCGAGACCACCAGUGAUGCCGAGACCACUAGUGAUGCCGAGACCACCA